GCACACGCAUGGCUGCGCGCUUUGAACAGUCACUCGGCUGCGGUUGUUGUACCAGCACCUUCUCGCCCCCGUGUUCUCGCAGCUGGCCUCUAGCAUGAAGUAUGUUCAGUUGCAGAGCCCAGACGAGGGGCUCGCUCUGGAAGACUGCACGUCUCCCCCGCGAUAACAGCUGCGCCUGUGGUGGGACACGCACUGCUCAUCCAUUCUCUACAACUACGCGAAUCCAGACCGAGCCGGGCCGCCAUGGCAGGAAGAGCGAGGCAAAGGAGCGCCAGCGCGCCGAACGGGACCAGCUGACGCGGUUGCUCAAAGAGUCGCCUGGCAAGCGCGACGCGCGCAACUUCCUCAAGCACUUCGACCAGUGGCAGCCGACCCCGAAGUCGACCCCGGCAAACCCCGAAGCCCCUCAAGCGGCCACCGAGGCUGAGAAGAAGGCACACCAUGACGAGUGGAGGCUGGGGCGGACUGGCGUCAACCUGGGCAACCUGUACGAACCUACAAAGGCCGUGCAGAACAAUCCCGUCUUCACGCGGGAAGAGCUGCCGGACAAGCUGCCCCAUGACAAAGAUCUGGAGCCGCUGCAUUUGGCAUUGGUCAAGCUGCGGCAGCCCCAAGCACUGGACGAUGAGACAUUGGGGGGCAUAGCUCUGACCCUGAGUCAGAUGGCGAAGCUGGGACUCAACAUUGCCGUCGUGGUGGAUUGCGAAGGAAACGAUGGUCCGGUCAGCCUCGACCUAGACCCGACGUGGGAGAGCACCGUGCGAGAGCAGACGACACGCGUCGUGGAUGCGCUGGAGGAAUUCAAUGCACCCGGUGCUUUUGCGAUUGGCCAUGCGCUAGCCUAUACCGACCAGGUCGCCAGCAGCGCAGGCGCAGGGCUCCAGGGCUAUGGCGACGUCGAGGUCAAGAACAGCCAGCUUCUCUUUCCUCCGAUUGAGGACGGUAUCAUCCCAGUGAUCCCGCCCUUGGCCUAUGAUUCGCAGCUUAAGAAGAUCAGGGUCAGCCCCGACGACGUACUCCUUGCUUUGACGCGCGAGUUCGCUGGACUUACGCCAAAUGUCGACACAAGUGGGUCGGUGGUUCCCGAAAGUGCUGGAAAGACACAAGAUGAAGAGCCUCGUAGGAAACCUGUCCUGGAUCGCAUCAUCAUUCUGGAACCCCUAGGAGGCAUACCGGCAGAGCAUCGCGCGGACGGUGCACACGUCUUCAUCAAUCUCGAGGCCGAAUACCGUGAUGUGAGAAAGGAGCUUGAACGUCCUUCUCUGAUCGCAGAAUCCACAGAAAAUCCAUCGAUAUCAUCCUUUGGCAGCAGCAACCCCUUGUCCAAGUUUGUAGAGACGGAAAUUGCAUCCAUGCCUGGUACCGAAACUAAGCACGUUUCCACCGACUCAGCAUCAUCUCGCCACGUCAAGAAUCUCGACGUAGUGCACCGCGCCCUUCGGCUCCUACCGCCGUCUUCUUCCGCAAUAAUCAUCACCCCAGCCGAAGCGGCCAUUUCCUCACAGGCUGCACUUCAGAAAAGCUCUUCUGCGGGUGUGCGAACACGCAGAUCCAAGAACCCUCUGAUCCACAAUCUCCUCACCGACAAGCCCAUGACUUCCUCGUCGCUGCCAGACCCCCUUGUGACUCGCCCUUUGGCGUCAGCGGAUCCCAACCCAGCAACAUUUCUCAAGAAGGGGAUUCCCGUGACAAUACUUCCAGACCCGCGCGUAUAUCCGUGGCAGCCGCCUUCCCCCUCAAAUCCAAGCAUCGAGCUCGAAAAGGAUCCACGAAUCAACUUUCCAAAACUGGUAGAUCUGAUAGAAGAUUCCUUCCGCCGCAAGCUCGACGCACGCGACUACCUCGAGCGCAUUCGGGGGCGCAUUGCCGGCGUCAUCAUCGCCGGGGACUAUGAGGGCGGCGCGAUCUGCACCUGGGAAGCACCAGGGUCCCUUUCUUCCGCGCCUCCACCCCCAGACUCCCCCCUUUGGGUCCCCUACCUCGAUAAGUUUGCUGUCUUGACGAAAUCGCAAGGGUCGGGUGGGGUCGCAGACAUUGUUUGGGGCGCUUUGACGCGGACGGCUUUCCCACAAGGUGUCUGCUGGCGAAGCAGGACCACGAACCCUGUGAACAAGUGGUAUUUUGAGAGGGCGGUUGGCAUGUGGGAUUUGCCAGACGGGUACUGGACCAUGUUUUGGACGACCGAGGGCGUGGUCGAGGAGGCUGCGAAGGCGAUGAAGGCGAAGCAGGGGGGUUUGACGAGGUGGGACGCGUAUGUGGAUGUGUGCUCAGGCGUUGUGCCGAGCUGGGCGGAUGCGAAGAAGCCUGAUUAGAAGUCGGUGCUUCUGCAGAUGGAUGGUGGUGCUCAGCCAAACGUUGGGCUUACACAGUGGCCAACAACGAGAAUGGAA
This is a messenger RNA of Paraphaeosphaeria sporulosa, 2390 nucleotides long. RefSeq names its product N-acetylglutamate synthase. NCBI's taxonomy places the organism in Eukaryota, Fungi, Ascomycota, Dothideomycetes, Pleosporales, Didymosphaeriaceae. Gene Ontology annotation, biological process: L-arginine biosynthetic process. Bases 102 to 2312 code for a protein of 736 amino acids. Gene Ontology annotation, cellular component: mitochondrial matrix. Gene Ontology annotation, molecular function: L-glutamate N-acetyltransferase activity, acting on acetyl-CoA as donor; arginine binding. The record is from RefSeq and is a predicted model, not a curated record. The transcript has 2 exons.